UUACAUUAAUGUUACAAAUGGCAUAAAAAUGUAUAAAAAUUAUACAUAUGACACAUCCGUACAUGAAUUUGCCGUAUGCAAUUAAAAGGUUUAUGAUUAUUAAUGGUUUCUGUUAAAGGUAAAGGUCUCAUGUUCGCCGAACUCCGUCGAAGUUUUUGAUUUAUAGUUUGACAUGAAUGUUUACAGUUUGACAUAUGUUUACCUUUUGAAAUUGUACGGUCUUCGCCUAUGCACACUCGCUAUAGGAUGGAGUCGUAUACGCAGCCAGCAGCCUUUGAUGUUGGAAACAGCUGUAACCAGCUCAGCACCACCGCACGGGAAGAAGAGAGGAGGAAGUUGAGGCAGCAACUCAUCUAGACCAGAGAGAACAGCUUCAAACCGGUUUCUGUCCCUGACAACAAAAGCUCUACCUUUCCUCAGCUGAGUUACAGUUCUAGCCGCAGAUGAUGCCACAUGAGCACACCCCGUUGCAGUAUUUUAGACGGAGGAGUAGUGUUAUUUUCUGCAUUAUGGAUGUCCCGCUAUGAUAACAAGUAGCUAGUAUUUGGCGUAGAGCUUAAGGGCCUGUUGUCCGUCACCAGUGCGCUCAUCGGAGUAGGUGAUAUUCCACUUGCAGGUGCCGGCAAAUACUGAGGCCGUGUCAUCUUUCCAUUGAGCCGCUGUGUCCAUCAAGAUGACCCUACUGCAGAGCAACCGUAAGGCCUUGGACGGGGGCUGGGGCUGGGCCGUCGUAGCAGCGUGUUUCAUGGCCCAGCUCCUGGCAUACGGAUCGCCCCAGUCAGUGGGCGUCCUCUACCCAGAGUGGCUCACUGCCUUCAAGGAGGGGAAGGGGAUGACAGCCUGGGUCGGGUCCCUUGUCUCCGGGGUUGGACUCAUUGCCAGUCCAGUUUGCAGUGCCUGUGUGGUGAACUUUGGUGCACGGCCGGUGACCAUCUUCAGCGGUGUCAUGGUCUCUGGAGGUCUGAUGCUCAGUGCCUUCGCCCCCAACGUCCCCUUCCUCAUAUUCUCAUAUGGAAUUGUUGUCGGACUCGGCUGUGGGCUGCUGUGGGCUGCCACACUCACUAUCACCUGCCAAUAUUUCGAUAAGAGGCAAGGCCUUGCACUGGGAAUAGUCACGACAGGCACUAGUGUUGGGGGUUUCCUAUACGCUACAGCUCAAGUUGAGUUCAUACAACUGUUCGGACUGGAUGGAUGUCUGAUGAUCAUUGGGGCUUUAGCCCUGAACAUCAUUGCCUGUGCUGGACCAAUGAGAGCCCUCCAACUACCUACCUACUACCUCAGACAGAGAGCAGCAGCUCUGGAACGGGCUCAGGAACAACUUUAUGCCAAAGCUAGGACUAAUGAGGAGUCAGUAAAGCCUUCAGGAGCCAAUAAUAAGAACCCUCACUCCAACGACCUGCUGAUCACCAUAGAAACCAAAGACAACGAGAGGGGUCCACUGCGCUGCUCCACCAAUGAGAAGGGUCCGCUGCGCUGCUCUGCCUUGUUGGAGGCCAUUAAAGCCAAACAGAGUGACUACUCCCAAUACCUACAGUCCACGGCUGAGCUGCUGCAGGACAGAGUCUUCAUGUGUUUGUGUGUGGCUCUGUUCUGCUUUUCCCUUGGCGCGUUCCCGCCUCUGCUCUUUCUGGAGGACGUGGCCCAAUCACAGGGUCUCAUCGACGGCAUUAGUCGCCUCCCCCUGGUGUCCAUUGUGGCCAUCUCCCAGGGUGUGGGGAAACUCCUGCUGGGUGUGACAGCUGACCUUAAGGGGGUGGACAGUGUGGUUUUGUACUCCCUGACUGUGUUGGGUUCUGGGGUGGCUCUGGUGUUGAUCCCGCUGAGCCAAACCUAUGUCCUGCUGCAGCUCCUCGCGGUCGGGCUGGGCUUCCUGUCAGGGAACUGGUCGCUGACCUCCUACUGUACCACCAGCAUAGUGGGGAUAGACAGACUCACCCAGGCUCACGGCAUCCUCAUGUUCUUUGGAGGGUUCGGUGUCAUGCUGGGGCCUCCCGUUGUGGGCUGGUUCUAUGACUGGACGCUGUCUUACGACUUGGCUUUCUACCUCAGCGGGGCCUGCGUGAUGCUGGGUGGAGCCUGUCUGCUGCUGGCUGCUCUGCCAUGCGGGGACAAGAAGACGGAAGGCCGCAGACCUGAGCUGGAGUACAGACCUGGCGUCCAGCACAAUGGCAGUUGUGAACAAGUAGCCUCUGUUGCCUGAAGGACAGCUCUACAGAAGGCAAAUGUUUCAGAGGUCUAUAAUCGGGUUUUUAAAAUUCAACUGUGGGUCACACACAUUUUAUUUUACCCCCAUUCGAUUUCUUUGUCAAAAUCAGUCUGCUGACCGGAAAAGGGGAGUUAAUUCAGAAAUGUAUGGAUCCAUUGAAAAUUCUACGUUUGAUCUAGUUUAAGAUGUUCAUGUGUGGUCUAGAGCGUUCUUGUAAACCAACGUACCGCAGGAUGGAUUGGAGGGGUUGGCUCUGGACCGGUUGAUGAAGAAUUACUGUCAACAGACAGAAAAACAGACAUGAUGGUUGUUUGAUUAACUUGAGGCUCCUUUGAAAGCUAAUACUUCAGGGACGUGUUUUGGAAAGGAGGCAUUGCGUUCCUUACGUGCAGACCAUCCAUGUUGUUCUCAUGAACAGGUCGGUACAUUUCGUUUUUUGCCCGGAGGCUGUAGGAUCUAUCUGAAGCCGGUUUUAUAGCUUGUUUGUCUUUGACUGUUAUGGCCUUGUUUUAACAGGGUGCAACAAUCCAUUGUCGACCUGCAGAAAGCUCUAAACAGAGACAGAGAGAACGAGGGCUCAAAAGAGAGGGAUGCAUGUUAAUUAUGCAACUGCCUGCGUUACCACAACUACCUUUUUUACUUGUAUUUACUUUUUUAGUCUGUAUUUAUAUAUUAGUUAUUGUAACCUCUUGCUGCCCCUGUUAUUGAGUUGUCUAUCCAUAUAAGGUGCUUUAUAUCGCUCUGUUCUAUGUUUAUUCUCUUUUCCAACUAUAUUUUUUGCCUGAACCCUGAGAGGUCUAGUGGAGAGACAAGGUGGGUACACCUGCAGUAAAAUACAGGGACAGUUGAUCCAUUAAAACACAUGACUGUUUAUUCAUCAGAAUAUGUAGAGACUGUUUAUCCCUCAGAACAUUUACAUAAUAGAUGCUGUUUUAUUUCUGUGUGACUGUGUUCAGUGUAGUUACUAGUGACACAAGUGCAAUAUUGGGGAUUAAAUGUCUCUAAUAUGUUGUUGAUUCUUCAAGUACUCCUAUUUUUCUACAAGCAAUGUAAAAUUAGAUUGAAUAGUCUUGUUAAAUUUAAAUUUGUAAUUGAAAACAAAUUGUUGCAAUGUUGACUUUUGUAUGGUUAAGUUAACAAGGCUGGUCCUACACUACGUUUUUAUGCAAUACUUUUAAUGUAUUCUAUUGUACAUUUUAUACUGUAAUAUGAAGGCAGUUGUUUUACAUGCACUGUUCUGAGAUCUGUUGUUAUGCCUUGACACUGCACACGCACAAAAUUGUUUUAAUUUCUGACAUGAUUUCUACCCUUUGAAAUGUACAUUUUUAAACUUGAAAGUAUUCUUUAGGUAAGGAAGAAUGGCAGUAAUGUCAUCCAAAACCACAGAUAUGAUCGCUACCUUUCUAUUUUAAUGUUUCAUUACAUUGUCUUAAAACCUGUUGACAUUUAUUUAUGCGUUAUGUUUUUGUUCAACUGUUCGCAUGUACUAUAAUACAAUUUCUGACUAUAAAGUGUUAGAAGUU
Esox lucius (northern pike) is the source of this 3729-nucleotide messenger RNA. RefSeq names its product solute carrier family 16 member 9b (gene slc16a9b). The transcript has 6 exons. Lineage: Eukaryota; Metazoa; Chordata; Actinopteri; Esociformes; Esocidae. Gene Ontology annotation, biological process: monocarboxylic acid transport; transmembrane transport. Gene Ontology annotation, molecular function: monocarboxylic acid transmembrane transporter activity. The record is from RefSeq and is a predicted model, not a curated record. The coding region runs from base 674 to 2200 and encodes 508 amino acids.